Lecanosticta acicola is the source of this 3563-nucleotide messenger RNA. NCBI's taxonomy places the organism in Eukaryota, Fungi, Ascomycota, Dothideomycetes, Mycosphaerellales, Mycosphaerellaceae. The record is from the annotation of a GenBank genome assembly.
AUGGCAUCGCCCUCAGUAACGCCGCAGAGGCGCGCACGAGUGGAUGGCCCAGAUACCUCCGACUCCGAAGGCGGCGCCAACGCGCAGAGCAACAAGAGACGUAGGCUCAGUGAUGAUGGCGCGAGCGGUAGCGAAGACGAAGAGGUAUUUCACCUUCCUGCGUCUGUCUUGACAACAGACGGCUAAUAAUUUGUAGCGCCCAGUGCUGCCUAACAGCUUUCGUCGCUCGCCGAAGGGCAAAGGACGUGCCCGCGACGCGCAAGAACACCACCCAGGCUCCAUCGUACGGGUGACUCUUACAGAUUUCGUCACGUACACCAACGCCGAAUUUCGCCCCGGACCCAAUCUCAACAUGGUCAUUGGACCUAACGGUACCGGAAAGAGCACUCUAGUCUGUGCCAUCUGCAUUGGACUCGGCUGGAGCACAUCUCACCUUGGUCGCGCAAAGGACAUCGCAGAGUUCGUCAAGCACGGCAAGAAGUCAGCAACUAUCGAGAUCGAGCUCAAGGGCGACCCUGCGCGCCACUCCAAGAACCCUGUCAUCAUGCACAAGAUCAACCGCGACGGGAGCGCCAAGUCUGGGACUAGCAAGUCUGUCUACCUGAUCGACGGCAAAAAGAGCAACAACAAGGCGGUGCAGGAGCUCGCAAGGAGCUUCUACAUCCAGGUAGACAACCUCUGCCAGUUUCUGCCACAGGAUCGUGUGGUUGAGUUUGCCGCUCUGUCGCCUGUGGACUUGCUGAAGGAGACUCAAAGAGCUGCCGCACCCGAGCAUAUGUCUCAGUGGCACGAUGAGCUUAAGACGAUGGGCAAGGGUCAGAGGAAGGCGCUUGAAGACCAACAAGCUCUGAUCGACGAUCUGAAGAGCAAAGAAGGUCGCCAGAAGUCUCAGGAAGAGCUUGUUAGCCGUCUGAGAGAACGCAACGCGCUACAGAAGAAGGUCCAGAUGCUCGAAAAGCUAAAGCCGUUUGCAGUCUACCAAGAAAAGUUGAACGAAUAUCGGGAGGCGAGGCAGAAAAGGAAGCAAGCAGACGAAGAUCUCAGAGCGCUACAGAAGAAGGUGCAGCCCAACAUGGCCAAGAUCAACUCAAAGAAGCAAUAUCUGAGUCAACUUCAGGACGUCGUAAAAGCUCGCCAGAGACUCCUGAUAAGAACUGAAAAUGACGCCGAGAGAAAACGGACAUUGUGCGAGGACACUGCAAACAAGGUCGAGGAAUGUAACAGCAAGCUGGAGGCCGAUAAGCAAAAUGGGAGGGCAACAAAGAACACGGUCAAUCAGAUUCGACACCAGAUUCGCGACAUCGAAAGAGCACAGAGGAACCCCCCGCCGGAUUUCGAUUCCGUCAAGAUGAACGAAGAAAUAAGAGCGAAGACCUUGCGAAUCCGCGAAAUCGAGAACGAAAUGAACGAUCGCCAACAAGAAAUGGAAAGCAUGAAGCUACAAGUACAUCAACGUAGCACCGCGAUGACAGAGCUUCAAGCAAAGAGGCAGGAUCUCGAAUCUCAGGCUGGCAGGCAAAGGAGCAAGCUUCAUAAAAUCUCACCGGAUACCGCAACGGCCUGGGAGUGGAUCGAAUCAAACAGGGCUAAGUUUGCGGGCGAGGUGUAUGGCCCUGCAGUAAUCACCUGCUCAGUCAAAAACCCCCGUCACGCAAGCGUAGUUGAAAGUGUCUUGGGACAAUCCGAACUCCUUGCUUUUACUGUCACUUCACCCCAAGAUUUCACCAUGCUUCAAAGGGAGCUUUAUACCAACCAGAAGCUUUCAAGUAUCAACAUUCGAUCGAUUUCAAGGCAACUGGAGCAGUGGCAACCCCCUUGCGACAAGGCAGAGUUAGAGCGACUGGGAGGAGAGUCUUGGGUGUUAGACCUAAUUGAAGGACCUCCGGAUGUGCUUGCUAUGCUCUGCGAUAACAGCAAUGUUCAUGCCACUGGUUGGACUUCCCACGACCUCGACAGCCGUCAAUGGGAGCGUCUGCAAGGCAGCGCCAUCACAAGUUUUGUCACUCCUCAAAACCGCUACCAAAUAAUACGCCGUCGAGAAUAUGGUGCUGCAGGCACCAGCACCAGAGUCACUCCAGUCAAGCCCGCACGGCUUCUGACCGACGCGCCAGUAGAUUUACAGCAAGAGCAAGAACACGAGCAACGCAUGAUAGAGAUGAAGGGAGAAGUUGCCGAGCUCAGAAAAGAAGUCGCAGGCGUCGCCGCUCGUUACCAGACCCUGGAGGGAGAGCGGGGUCAGCUCAGCCGCGAGAAGAACGACAUUGAGAAAGAUAAACAGGUAAAGCAGAAGCAGCUUUCCGAGUUCAAUGGCCUCUCAACGAAGCUUCAGAAUGCUCAAAGCAAGGUGAAUGAUGCCAUGGCUAUGCGCAAGGAGCAGAGCGCUCGGCGAAUGAACAUCAUCAAUGAGCAGGAUCAACUUUGUCAGGAGAGAGGCCAACAAGCUCUUGAUUAUGCCAGAGCCGUAGACACUCUGAGGAGCCUGCACUUGCAAGUCCUCGAAGCCGAGAUAAUGCAGAUUGAGGCCAAGUCAGACCUGGAGCAGCUGGAAGCCAACAACGCCGAGGAUGUGCACCAGCUCAAUUUAACGCAGACUGAAGCUCGCGAAUUGAAAGCCACGGAAGCUCAAUUGGCGGAGCGUGCACAGGAGACGCUGGAGCUUGCAGAGGCUCUCGAUGAAGAGCUCCAGCCUGAGGAGAAAGUGCUCUAUCAAGAACUCAUGCGGCCGGCUCCGGAGGAAUUCAUCCCCGAAAAGCUGGAUAUGGAGAUUCAGUCGGUUCAAGCGACGCUUGACAUGCUGCACGGCGGCAACGAAAACGUCAUCAAAGAGUUUGAGCAACGCGCUCAAAGAAUCGAAGAGCUACGACAGAAACUGGUCAGGCUGGAGGAGGACUUGAGCGGUCUGAGUGCAAAGAUCACAGAGCUUCGUGGGAGGUGGGAGCCAGAGCUGGAGGAAGUUGUCAAGAACAUUUCAGAUGCAUUCUCGGAAAACUUCCACCGCAUUCAAUGCGCUGGCGAGGUCGGCAUUUACAAGGAUGACGAUUAUGACCAAUGGGCGAUCCAGAUCAAGGUCAAGUUCAGGUAAGCAGGCAUUCCCUCUGGCCCAAGUCUUGACAGUGUGCAGGCUAAUACGUCUUUGCAGGGAGAACGAACCGCUCAGUCUUCUCGACUCGCAUCGUCAGUCUGGUGGCGAGCGUGCGGUGUCCACCAUCUUCUACCUCAUGGCCCUACAGAGCCUGGCAAGAGCACCUUUUCGGGUUGUCGACGAAAUCAACCAGGGCAUGGAUCCACGCAAUGAGAGGUGAGGUCUCAAGGAUUGAAGCGUGAAGACUCGCAGUGCUGAUACUUCCCGCAGAUUGGUGCAUUCCCGCAUGGUCGAGAUUGCUUGCGCCGAGCAUACGAGCCAGUACUUCCUCAUUACGCCCAAGCUGCUCAACAAUCUCACCUACCAUGAGAACAUGAAGGUGCACUGCAUUGCGUCGGGCGAAUACAUGCCAGACGACCAUCAACGGCUGAACUUUGAACAUCUGGCACAGCAAGCGCUUGCACUCCGGGCUGCUCAGUGA